Colletotrichum truncatum is the source of this 1338-nucleotide messenger RNA. RefSeq names its product vacuolar membrane protein. The record is from RefSeq and is a predicted model, not a curated record. Lineage: Eukaryota; Fungi; Ascomycota; Sordariomycetes; Glomerellales; Glomerellaceae. Gene Ontology annotation, cellular component: fungal-type vacuole membrane.
AUGGCACCGAGCGAGCCUAUGCUGCCCGCCGCGAUAGCCCCUGAUCAUGGGCGAAAUCCAAGGAGAUCUUUCUCGAGCGCUGAUCGACUGAGCGCAUCUGUUGCGUCUACAAAUAGGUCAAGGUCAACGGUGCGAUCGCGAGCUUCAGGUUUGCAGGCGAAGUUGGGCCUGGCUGGUGUUGCGAGACGGACAUUGGGAAUAUCGUUGUUGCUGGUAACGGUGUUGCUAUGGACUGUGUCCAACUUUCUCGCAUCGUACAUCUUUUCGGACCACUCUUACGAUAAGCCCUUUUUUGUCGUAUAUAUGAACACCUCAGUAUUUGCGAUCUCCUUGAUACCGAUGCUGGCAAAGUUUCUUAUGAAGCAUGGCAUCGCGGGUCUACGAAGCGAAGCGAUGGUAGUAUGGAACGAGCAGAAAAACGGCAAGAGUGGAGCUAAGACAGAGGUUGACGAGGAGGACGCCGUGGCUGGCGAGCGCCUCCUUAUCGACGACGAGCCUACUCUGGAGCAGGAGGGUUACGAGCCCAAGGUUGAGCAACUGACAUUCCGGGAGACGGCCAUCAUCAGCCUGGAAUUCUGCAUGCUGUGGUUUUUUGCGAAUUACUUCGCUUCUGCAUGUCUGGAGUACACCAGUGUGGGGAGCGUCACAAUUCUGAACUCGACGAGCAGUGUGUGGACUCUUGUCUUUUGCGCACUGAUGAAGGUUGAGGGAUUCACGAUGCGGAAGUUUAUUGGCGUGUUGGCCUCGUUGACGGGUAUCGUAUUGAUAUCGACUGUGGACCUUUCCGGGUCAAGCGACGAGAAUCGCGGUUCAUUCCCGCACAAGACAACAGCGCAGAUUGCGAUCGGAGACUUGAUGGCCUUUGUGAGUGCUAUUAUUUACGGUUUGUACGUCACUGUCAUGAAGCGGCGAGUUGGUAACGAAGAUCGAGUGAACAUGCCGCUGUUCUUUGGAUUGGUUGGGUUGUUCAACCUAGUGUUUCUCUGGCCGGUGUUUUUCAUCCUGCAUUUUACCGGGCUUGAACCUUUCCAACUCCCUCCAACUGGCAAGAUCUGGACUAUCGUCAUUGCAAACUCGUUGUCGUCCUUUGUCAGCGAUAUGUCGUGGGCAUAUGCUAUGCUACUGACCACGCCAUUGGUAGUGACGGUGGGUUUGUCUCUGACAAUCCCAUUAUCUCUCAUUGGCGAAAUGAUUCAGUACUCGCAGUACUCCAGUUGGGUGUACUGGGUCGGUGCGGCGGUGGUUUUGAUCUCAUUCUUGUUUAUCAAUCAUGAGAGCCACGAAGACGAGACGGGCGACAAAGCUCCCGAGGCAGGAUCCCGGGCAGCCCAUGUAUAG